Molecule: messenger RNA, 2162 nt
Organism: Grus americana (Whooping crane)
Lineage: Eukaryota; Metazoa; Chordata; Aves; Gruiformes; Gruidae
Gene: DIO1
Product: iodothyronine deiodinase 1
Exons: 4
Molecular function (GO): thyroxine 5'-deiodinase activity
Source: RefSeq, a predicted model, not a curated record
CUACCUUUGCCCCUCCCGUCAUGCUGUGUUCCCGUUGGAAGCGGUCAGACCUCCUCCAUCACAAUGUUUAGGAUCAGGGUAUUCCUACAAAAAUUCCUGAUUCUUCUGCAUGUUACUAUGAGCGUUGUCAUUGGCAAAACACUGAUGAUACUGUUUCCUGAUGCCAUGAAAAGAUACAUCCUAAAACAGGGUGAAAAGAGCAGAAUGAACGAGAAUCCAAAGUUCAGCUACGAAAAUUGGGGUCCGACUUUUUUCAGCUUCAAGUAUUUGCUCUUUGUACUGAAGGUGAAGUGGAAGAGGCUGGAGGAUGAAGCCUAUGAGGGACAUCCCGCUCCCAACACGCUGGUGGUGACUUUCAACGGGGAAGUUCGUCACCUCUUUGAUUUCAUGCAAGAUAACCGACCUUUAAUCCUGAAUUUUGGAAGUUGCACCUGACCUUCGUUUAUGUUAAAAUUUGAUGAGUUCAACAAGCUCAUCAAAGAUUUCAGCUCAGUAGCAGAUUUCCUUAUCAUCUACAUUGAAGAAGCUCACGCAGUAGAUGGCUGGGCUUUUAAAAACAAUAUUGUUAUUAAAAAUCACCAAAGCCUUGAAGAUCGAAAAAUUGCAGCACAGUUUCUUCAGAAAAAUAAUCCUUUAUGUCCAGUGGUUUUAGACACAAUGGAAAACCUGAGCAGUUCAAAAUACGCUGCAUUGCCAGAACGACUGUAUCUACUUCAAGGAGGGAAGGUCAUCUACAAGGGAGGAGUGGGGCCUUGGAAUUACCACCCCCAGGAAAUACGUGCCAUCCUGGAAAAAAUGAAAUAGAAAAAGAGAAGAGGACUUCAGAGUAAAGACUACCUGGAUAAAAAAGCUCAAGGAAUGAAGUUUUCAUAGACAUAACUGUAAGAAGGAAAAAAAAAAGAAUUAAUGUAUGUGCAUCUAAAGAGCAUCUGUAAUGUGGUUCAUUAUGUUUGUCUACAGGUUUUCAACUCUGAUCACUACAACCCCUACUACUGCAUUGUAGUAUCUUACUACACUUAUACCACAUGCGGUAAUGAAUAGUAGUUGGGUCCAUUGAGCCAUCAGGACUGGAUACCAACUUUUCCAUUUUUAAAGAAUAUCAUACAGGAUAAACUUCAGGGGUGGUGACACUUGCAAAAGUCAACUGGCAUGCAAAACACCUGAUUUCACAUUAUUAAGAUUCUCUUUCUGUUGUAUACAUAAAAUUUCCCUAAAUGUUCACUUUCACUGAAUUCAGAAGGCUUCUGAAUAAGACAAUCUCUAUCAACAUUUGUUUCUAUUGAUAUUUGUUAUGACAGUCAUAGCAUAAAGCACAGACUGCUGUGACCUGAUUGUAGAAAAUAUUUAUAGAAACAAGAGAUUGAUUAUUAUUAUUAAAAAUCUACUACAGCACUUCAUAUGGCUUCAGAUUAUUUCCCUCCCCACCCUGCCCCUCUCCCCUCCAGGUUAUUUCUAAGCAUUAUUAGACUUUUCUAUUCAUCCUAUUAAUCUUGCACAGUUUGAGCUGAUGAGAAUGUUACCAGUUUAAGAUCUUUUGAAGGACUCGUUUGACAGUAGGAAGUAAUACUUCUCAUUUAAGUAUUUCACACUUUUUUUUUCUAUUUAACUCAGACUGCAAGAGAAACAUUUUACAGGAAAUAGAGUUUUAAUUCAUAUAUUAAGAAAGCCUGAUAAAACAUACUAAUUUAAAUGGACUCAGUUAUGUUCAAGUGUUCUAGGGUAACAGUCUAGGUUACAAAACUAGAAAGCUGUUACUACAAUUAACAGGAGUACCACAUUACAUACAUUAAACUGGUGGGGAAUACAUACUACAUCCAUACCUUCAAAAACCACUUCAAUACAAGAUUUUAAUACUAAAUAUUUUCUGUGCUACAGAUAUCAAAAUAUAAAUUCUUAAAAAAAAAAAAUUGAGGUACAAAUUUAAGCUGGACUUAAGGGUUCUCUGCUGUGCCCUCUGCCAUCACCCGGUGCACUGAUACAAAAUGAUCAAAGGCAGAUUUGAUGAUAAAACGCAAGUAAGUGGCUUGGAAAUCAGGAAGCUGUAGAAGGAAAAAAAAAUGUUAUUGUAUUCUCUAUAGUAACAUAACUAUCAGACAUUUGCAAAAGUUUGUUAGACAGAAGGAUCUAGAUAUUUCUGUGUCUGUUUUUGAAUUACACAUAAA